AUUUUGUGUAACUAACUAAGACGGUGGAGUCGGACUUGUUUCAAAUGCACGCAGCCUAACGCAUAGCGUGCACAGCGAGUCUAUACAACGGAUUAAUAGGCAACGUUGCGUGAAAAUCAGGCUUCACGUUGGCAAAGAGCUAACCGAAUUUAUGCAACCUAAAAUGAGAAAGAACUCGCUUCAAUUUACAUAAGAAGUACAAACGGUAACGAAGGUCACCGUCAGUGUGACCGUCGGUGUGUAGUCGGCCAGAGCAUUUUGUGGUUCAGGAUUCGGAUAAUCGACUUGUGUUUUUGCGAAAUGUGUGAAGGACAAUUAUUAGUUUUCACCUGUCUGACGGUAGCAGUGGCCUUCAGUGGUUAUACCUCAGCCAGGUUGGCACCUGAUUUUAUUAAUCCCUGCAAUACUACGGAGUCCGCAUGUUUAAUUCAAGCUACCCAAAAAGCCAUUCCUGAUUUCUCAAAAGGCCUGCCUGACCUCGGAGUACCAUCGUUAGAUCCAUUUGUAAUAGACGAAUUACCGAUCCAACUUCCUGGAGUCAAAGUAACCUUCCUAGAUGGUAAGGUUACAGGUCUACGGAAGUGUCAAGUGCUAAAUGUGGAAGCCUACCUUGAAAAGAAUGUAUUUAUACUGGAAAUAAAAUGUAAUAUAACAAUAAAAGGGAAAUAUACAGCGGUCGGCAGAUUACUUCUAUUUCCUAUAAAUGGAGAAGGUGACUCCAAAAUUAAAAUAGUUAACUCCGUCAUAAAAUUAAAUAUAAAGACAAAAUACUUUAAAGAUUCCGAAGGUCGUGAUCACUUUGGAAUUAAAAAUUAUAGAUAUACCUUUGAUUACGGAGAUAGAGUACAUUAUACUAUCAACAACUUAUUUAAAGGAAAUCCGGAGUUAAGUAAUACAGUACUACAAUUCCUUAACGAAAACUGGAGAGUGGUGACUGAAGAAUUUGGACAGCCGGUUGUAGAUUACGCAAUGAAUGUUACCAUUGAAACUGCUAAAAAGUUCUUUAACGCUGUACCUUAUGACGAGUUACUUUAUGUACCUAUACCAAAGUAUUAAUCAUUAUAUAAUUAGUAUACGCUUAUUCUAGGCCUCGAGCAAAUUUUGAUCAGUUAUAAAUAUCUGAACCUAAGGUAUCAAGUUGCAGCCUUCGUCAGGUUAAAACUGAAUUUAAAAUACAGAUAUUUAAUAUUUAUUAUUGAAUAUGAAAUGAGCAUAAUUCUAACAGUACAUUUAUCUAAAUGUUUUGAUUUGUUCAUUCAGACAUAUUACGUCGGUAAAAAACAAAAUCUUAUAUUUGAAAAUUUGUAUAUAAAUAAAGAUUUUAGCAACGCUAUGUCAUGAUCAAUACAAAUCAAUAUGUUUUGUGGUUUAUCUCAUUAAAACGUAAAGGAGAUUGUUAGAUAAUAUUACAGUGACAAUAAUCAAUUAACACGUUUACGGUAUAAACGGUAGGUGUUUUGGAUUCCGGGUCUGACUAAAAUGAUUUUGUUUAAUUAAAUAAGUUCUUGGUGUUUAUAUAAUUUAUAUUUAGAAAUAGUAAUUAGUUCAAGAAAAUUAAAUAGAAAGUAACUAAUUGUAGAAUUUUAUAACCACAUUAUUAUACAAUUGUUUAUGAUUAUGUAUUUUUAUCACUAAGAAUAAAAUUAUUAUAUAUUUUUUAAAAUAAAUAUUAUGAAACAGGCGAUAACUGGUUAA
Danaus plexippus (monarch butterfly) is the source of this 1695-nucleotide messenger RNA. Its product is annotated as circadian clock-controlled protein daywake-like. The coding region runs from base 301 to 1056 and encodes 251 amino acids. NCBI's taxonomy places the organism in Eukaryota, Metazoa, Arthropoda, Insecta, Lepidoptera, Nymphalidae. The record is from RefSeq and is a predicted model, not a curated record. The transcript has 5 exons.